GGCGCAGCAGAUUUGGAUUCGCAGCUCAAUCACUUUUGUGUGAGCCUACGUCUGAGACGCAACGCACGGCGAAACCCGGACUGUUUACAACUAAACAAGCUACAUGCGGUGUCUGCCGGUCCCUAAACCAAGCGACGGGAUCAAACGAACGACAGCCGUAAAAUAAGAUCACGUCGCAGCCGCCGCAGACUUCGUUUUGUUUUUUUUUUUCGGGGGGGAGAAACGAUGCCUUUUCCGAAGGGAAAGAAACCCACAGUCACAGUUGGGAGCAAGAUACCCAAGCUAUGUGCAACGAAGACAGAGAACCAGGAGGAAGGCCCACAGGUGAAAAGGUCCUCCUCCCCUCCUCAUGGAGCUCCCAAGAAGAGGACUGCUUUUAUUGACAUCACCAAUGCUCAUAAGGUUCAGAUCAGCCUUCCAGGGAAAAAGAGAGAACCAGGAAAGAGUGCGGGGAAGAAAACGAGCUCCACCUCCGUGUCUCUGAAGAAACAAGCCAACCUGAAAAAGUCUUCUUCGGUGAGCUCAGAGGGAACGACUGCUGAGAAAGAAAAGACUGCAGUGGAGGAGAGACCCUGUGAGGAGGCGGCACAGACGGAUGUAGCAGCUCCAGUAGAAGAGCUGGUGGCUCCUACGUCCACUGCUGCCUGUGAAGUGCCAGCACACCUCCAGAGACAACAGAUCCCAGAGGAGUUUGACAUUGACUCUGAGAACUCCGAGGACAGUUACAUGUGUCCGGAGUAUGCAAAGGACAUCUUUGACUACCUCAAAGAGAGAGAGGAGAAGUUCGUCCUCUGUAACUACAUGCCCAAGCAGCCCAGCCUCAACCCAGAGAUGAGGGCAAUUCUCAUCGACUGGUUGGUUGAAGUACAGGAGAACUUCGAGCUUUACCAUGAGACCCUCUACCUGGCCGUGAAGAUGACAGACCACUACCUGUCCCAGACUCCCGUCCACAGGGAGAUGCUGCAGCUCGUCGGCUCCACCGCUAUGCUCAUAGCCUCCAAAUUUGAGGAGCGCAGCCCGCCGUGUGUCGACGACUUCCUAUAUAUUUGUGAUGAUGCGUACAAGAGGGAGGAGCUUAUCUCCAUGGAAGCCAGCAUCCUGCAGACGCUGUCCUUUGACAUCAACAUCCCCAUCCCCUAUCGGUUCCUCAGACGCUAUGCCAAGUGUGUGAGCGCGGGCAUGGACACGCUGACUCUGGCUCGGUACUACUGCGAGAUGAGUCUCAUGGAGAUGGACCUGGUUCAAGAGAGAGGCUCCCUGCUGGCCUCGGCCUGCCUGCUGAUGGCGCUGGUCAGCAAAGAACUGGGAGGAUGGUCUCCCAUCCUGCAGUUCCACUCUGGAUACCAGGCGUCAGAUUUGGCGCCGGUCGUCAAAAGGCUCUAUGUGAUGCUUUUAGCUCCUCCGGAUGAUAAACUGAGAGCCAUCAGGAACAAAUACUCCCACAAGGUGUUUUUUGAAGUUGCAUCCCUGCCAUUGGUCAACAUUGAUAUUUUGGAGAAAGUGUUACUUCAGUGAGGUGUCAACCUCCC
Molecule: messenger RNA, 1529 nt
Organism: Xiphias gladius (swordfish)
Lineage: Eukaryota; Metazoa; Chordata; Actinopteri; Istiophoriformes; Xiphiidae
Gene: ccnb3
Product: cyclin B3
Exons: 12
Coding region: 226-1515 (429 amino acids)
Biological process (GO): mitotic cell cycle phase transition; regulation of cyclin-dependent protein serine/threonine kinase activity
Cellular component (GO): nucleus; cyclin-dependent protein kinase holoenzyme complex; centrosome
Molecular function (GO): cyclin-dependent protein serine/threonine kinase regulator activity
Source: RefSeq, a predicted model, not a curated record